Molecule: messenger RNA, 753 nt
Organism: Paramecium sonneborni
Lineage: Eukaryota; Ciliophora; Oligohymenophorea; Peniculida; Parameciidae
Source: the annotation of a GenBank genome assembly
AUGGAUUAAUUAUAAGAAGAAAAUAAAUUAUCAAAAAAGUAAUAGAAAAAAUUAGCUAAGAAACAAAAAUAAAAAGAGUAUUUUAAAGAAAAGAAAAUUCUCAAAAAACAAAUUAAAAAAUAAUAAAAAUAAGAAUAAAAAUCUAAUUAAGAUUAAGAUAAUAAAUAACCUAAUCAAGAAAAAUAGCAUAAAAAACCUAGAGAUUAAUAUUAGUAAGAAAUGAAGAAUAGUAUAAAAGUUAUUAUUGAUUUACAAUUUAUGAAUUAAAUGACCAUUUAAGAAAAAACUUCUUUAUACAAAUAAAUUGAACUUUGUCAUUCAAUAAAUUUUAAAUCUCAAAAACCUUUAAAUCUAAUUGUUACAUCCUUAACAGAAGAUUUUAAGUUAUUAUUAGAUAAGAGUAAUGCUGUAAAUUGGGGUAUUGAAUUAAAUGAAAAACCUUAUAUUGACUUAUAUAAAAAAGAAGAAUUAGUUUAUUUAACAGGUGACACAGAUAAUGUUAUUGAAGAUCUAAAAUAAGAUGAAGUGUAUAUUAUUGGUGGAUUAGUUGAUCAUAAUAGAUUAAAAUUAAUUACAUAUAAUAAAGCAUUAGAACAAGGCAUCAAUACAAAAAAGUUACCAAUAAAUUUAAAUUUGAAAACAUCAUCAAUAUUAACUGUAAAUUAGGUAUUCGAAAUUUUGUUAAGACGUAAUAAUGGAGAAGAUUGGGUUGAUUCUAUUUAGAAUACAAUUCCUAAGCGAAAACUUGCAUGA